AUGUCGCACUCACCUUUGAAAUCGGCUUCAGACGCUGACGAGGAGAGCACCAUUCCGAAGUCAUCGGGUGACUACAACGAGAGUGCCAGCCCCGAUGACAAUGUGGUAGAGAAUGAAACCAGCUCAUGUGAUAGUUCUACCGCACGUCAAGAUGAUAUAGAUGACGAUACAUGGCCUCCCAAGUCAUCGGGAUACUAUGAUAGGACGCCAGAUAGCAGUAUUUGCAAUACGAUAGACGACAUUGAGGAUGAUACAUGGCCACCAAAAUCAUCGGGGCACUAUGAUAGAACACCAGAAAGUAGUAACAGGCACACGAUAGACGACACUGAGGAUAAUACAUGGCCUCCCAAGUCAUCAGGAUACUAUGAUAAAACACCAGAUAGUAGUGCUAUUGACCUCUGGACCCUAGACAAGGGCAAGGUACAAGCAGUUCGCACAGAGGGAGGGGAUCUCAAAGCCAUAAUACAAGAGGCGGAUAUGGGAGACCGCCUUCUACGCGAUCAAGAGAAAUAUGAGAGGCGGGAUACUGCAGCAUACGGGUGUGAUGGACGCGACCAGUACAACAAUCCCCGGCAGUCUGCUGCACAUUACCAUGGCAACCAGCAGUAUGAUCAUGCAUACGAUAACAGUCAGUACGACGACCCACGGCAGCACAACGCACAACGGUACGGCGGUCAGAACUACGGCACCAAUGGCUAUGACACGUAUGCACGUCCCAACAAUGCACAAAUGCACGGCAAUCAGGGCUAUGGGGGAUACGACAACCACACAUAUGCACGAUCAAACCACCAGAACUACAUGCCACACAACCCUAUACAGUACGACAGUCGUCGAUACAAUCGAAGACAACAGUACGAUGACCAGUGCUACGGUGCACACGACAACAGAGGGUACACACCGCAGAACAGCCACCAGGCCUAUGGAGGACGUACCAACAAUCCCAAUCGUGAUGCUAAUAUUAGUUCACAGCGAAACUACAGCAAUAACUCACCCCGUGGCAACGGUCAACCUUACGAUAACGACUACAACGGUAGGUAUGGCGGACAGGAUUGCAGCAGAGCACCGUACAACAAUAGAAAUCCGAGCAAUCGACUGCCAUACCAUGCAUUCGAUGAUACACAGUUCGGCAAUGCAGGCUACCACAAUGGGCCACAGGGCAAUCCUCGGCACAAUCGCACACAGUACACCAACAAGCAACGCAACAACACGCCCCACAAUACCUACGAUGCUCAACACAACCACAACAGACAGUAUGAGAAUGGCAACCACAACAGACAGUAUGCGAAUGGCAACCACAACAGACAGUAUGCGAAUGGCAACCACAACAACCAGCCCAGCCACACUCACCACCGAAAGGGCCGGUCCAAAAAUCAGUCGGUGCACAACUACGGGGAUCGCGGGAGGGAUUCUGAGUACACAGGCCACAGGGGUAGUGUCGCGAGUGAUGGGAAUGUGGUGUAUGUGCAGACUGUGCAGCAUUGCAACCAAGUGUUCACCCAGCGCGAGCUGAGCCGUACUAGUUUGGUGGGAUUCUGCACCGAACACUACACACACUCUUCGGGACGUGAGCUCGUUUCUCUCGUGCAAGUCGACGGGUCGGAGGACGACAAGACUAUCGUGUUCGAUGUGCUGUCGUGCGCGGAUUUGCUGACCCACGUAACUACGCUGAAGGAACUGAGAACGCACACAGCCAUUGUGAAGGUUGUGCAUGACAGUCGCGAACACAUGCAUGUGCUCCACGACCAAUACAAUCUGGUCAUGGCGAACGUAUACGACACGCAGACGACGCAUAUCAUUCUGCAGAACAUCGCGUAUAGAGAGGACAUGAACGCCGUAAGCAUGUAUUGGGCCGGUAGGGCGAACACCAUACUUGGGAGUAUCCAGCACACCCCCACAACGUGGCGAAGGCGCCCGUUACCUCGCCAGCUGGUAGACUGUGCGGCGCAGAACGUGCAGAGUGCCGUAGCUGUGUACAACGCCCAGCAUGCGCACGCACUAAAGACCCCGGGGAUGUGGCGCAAGUGCAAGAAGAGUCACACCACCGUUGCUGCCACCCACCCAGGCGACGGUGGGGGUGUCUUGUCGGCUAAGGACAUGCGCGAUAAGCAAGAAAGAGAGGCGAGAGAGGCGGAGCAUGCCGUGCAGAUGGACCGCGUCAAUAAGGACGCGCAGGUGGUGGCCGAUAUGUUCUUUGCCAUGCUGCAGGACGCUGAUGACGAUACGAGGCUGCUGUAUCAGGAUCUCAAGGUGUGUUAG
Sphaeroforma arctica JP610 is the source of this 2256-nucleotide messenger RNA. RefSeq lists its product as hypothetical. Gene Ontology annotation, biological process: nucleobase-containing compound metabolic process. Lineage: Eukaryota; Ichthyosporea; Ichthyophonida. Gene Ontology annotation, molecular function: nucleic acid binding; 3'-5' exonuclease activity. The record is from RefSeq and is a predicted model, not a curated record. The transcript is spliced from 4 exons. Bases 1 to 2256 code for a protein of 751 amino acids.